AUGUCAACAGCUGGCUGCUCACCUUCGGGUUCCAGCUACACAACGUCAUCCCUGGCUACCCCAAGCCAGACAUGGAUGCGAUGGAGCCGUCCUAUGAGCUAAUCCACACCCAGAUGAAAACCCAAGAAUGGGACAACAGCAAGUCAAUUUUGGGGGUCCAAUGCGAAGUGCAGAAGCAGCUGAAGGCCUUCGUCACUCUGGAGCGUUUCGAACGGAUCUACAGCUCGAGCAUCGCCGGGUGCCGGCACGUCAAGAAGAACAAGAACUUUGCAGCCGGAGGCUCAAUCUUCGGCAAAGGGGUCAAAUUCGCCAUGAAAGACGGGCGCGUGGCCACCGACAUCAUCAGCGUGGCCAACGAGGACGGGCGGAGGAUCGCGGCCAUCCUGAACAACGCCCAUUACCUGGAGAACUUGCACUUCACCAUCGACGGGGUGGACACGCACUAUUUCAUUAAGCAAGGGCCGUCGGAGGGCGACCUGUCCAUCUUGGGCCUCAGCGGCGGGCGGAGGACCCUGGAGAACGGCGUGAACGUGACGGUGUCACAGAUCAACACAGUACUGGGUGGAAGGACUAGACGUUACACGGACAUCCAGCUCCAGUAUGGCGCGUUGUGUCUAAACACCCGCUACGGGACCACCUUGGACGAGGAGAAGAACCGCGUCCUGGAGCUGGCCCGACAGCGCGCCGUCUCCCAAGCUUGGUCCCGGGAACAGCAGAGAUUGCGGGAUGGGGAGGAGGGGAUUCGCUCGUGGACAGAAGGGGAGAAGCAACAAGUGCUAAACACGGGCCGGGUACAGGGCUACGACGGUUAUUUCGUGAUCUCAGUGGAGCAGUACCCCGAACUCUCAGACAGCGCCAACAACAUCCACUUCAUGAGACAGAGCGAAAUGGGCAGAAGGUGACAGAGAGGGUCGGUGCGGUGACUUCUUGCCAAAGACAGCUACUCUUUUGUGGCCACUUACCUGACUGUGUUGUACUCAAUCCUUUUUCUAAACCGAGCAAGGCGGGGAGGGGGGGUGGAAAAUAGAAAGAGAAGGAACAAUAUGGUUGCACUGUAACUCAUGCAACAUACUUUUUUUUUUCCCCCUCUUUAAUUUGGCCUUCACACAUUUUUUCCAACGAGCAGAAGGUAUAUUUUGCCCUAGUGUGAUCACAGUGAAAUUU
This is a messenger RNA of Apaloderma vittatum (bar-tailed trogon), 1164 nucleotides long. It is a transcript of the gene TENM4, whose product is annotated as teneurin transmembrane protein 4. Gene Ontology annotation, biological process: neuron development; heterophilic cell-cell adhesion. The transcript is spliced from 2 exons. Gene Ontology annotation, cellular component: neuron projection. NCBI's taxonomy places the organism in Eukaryota, Metazoa, Chordata, Aves, Trogoniformes, Trogonidae. Gene Ontology annotation, molecular function: cell adhesion molecule binding; protein homodimerization activity; protein heterodimerization activity. The annotation marks the transcript as partial. The record is from RefSeq and is a predicted model, not a curated record.